Molecule: messenger RNA, 1554 nt
Organism: Ascoidea rubescens DSM 1968
Lineage: Eukaryota; Fungi; Ascomycota; Saccharomycetes; Ascoideales; Ascoideaceae
Product: protein tyrosine phosphatase family protein
Exons: 1
Coding region: 1-1554 (517 amino acids)
Biological process (GO): protein dephosphorylation
Molecular function (GO): protein tyrosine phosphatase activity
Source: RefSeq, a predicted model, not a curated record
AUGAAUAAACCAAAUAAUAAAACCAAUAAUAAAACCAACAAUAAAACCAACAAUAAAUCAACAAACAAACUCACUCACAAAUCUAAUAAAACUAACAAUAAAUCAAAUAUUCAAAGAAGAUUGUCCCUACACAAAAUAAAAUCCCCCAUUCAUCUCGAUAAAAGCUCAAAAUACAUCAAAACAAUCUUCAAUUCUGACAAUAAUAAUCAGCUUGUUAAAACUAACAUCCCAAUCCCUCCUUACUUGAUCCAAACUAAAUCACAACUAAUCGACAUCUUCGAUAAAAUUAAACAAAAAGAAGACGAAAGAAUCCACGACGCCAUCAUAAAUGGUCUAAACUCCCCUUGGUCCCUACACAAUGCUGCAAAGGCUUUUGAUUCAAAAAGAAAUAGAUAUGCCAAUACUCUACCCUUUGAUAAAAACAGAGUGAAAUUACCUGUCAUAAACAACUACAACGACUACAUCAACGCUUCUCACAUAAACUUAAGCUUCUCCAAUAACACAAAUUCCGCAAUCAUAUCAAACUACAAUAAACACUAUAUAGCCACUCAAGGUCCCCUAAAAAACACUGUUUCUCAUUUUUGGCAAAUGUGUUAUAACGAAUCAAAUCCCUUUACUCACGAUCCAAUAAUAAUAGUAAUGCUAACCCCACUAAUAGAAAGGAAAAAACAAAAAUCUUUUAAAUAUUGGCCUGAUUUAAAUAACCCUCAAAUCUUUUUAAAUAACUUUAACACGAUCAACUAUAACCACUUGAAUAACGAUUCAGAUAACCAAUCUGAUAAUCAACUCGAAAGCUUGCAAUCUGAUAGCCAAUUUGAAAACUUGGAGGGCUUUAAAUACUCUCUAAAUUUAACUUUACUCAAACUACGCUACAUCAACAACGAUUUCUAUCAUUCAAAAAUACUAAUCGAACCAAUUUUCAAUACAAAAAACAACACAAACCAAAAACUUUAUAAAAAAAAAAUCGUCCAUCAUUUUUAUUACGAUAAAUGGCAGGAUUUUAAUAAACCAGAUAAUUACAACUCAAUUAUUAAUCUAUCAAAAUAUGCUCACCACUAUUUAAACGAUUUAAACGAUUUAAAUCUUUCAAAUACAAACCACAACCCAAUGAUAGUUCACUGUGCUGCCGGUGUUGGUAGAACUGGGUCAUUCAUCACUCUUGAUUACUUAUUAAAUUUUUGCAAUGAUUUUAUAAUAUUUAACCAAGCCAAAAACAAUGAAAAAUUAUUAGAACACUACCUAAGCAAUCAUCAAUACAAUAAUGAAAAUAACAAUGAAAAUAAUAAUCAAUACAACAAUGAAAAUAAUGACAAUAAUCAAACCAAUAUCGACGUAAUCAAAGAAAUCAUAUGCAAACUAAGAAAACAAAGAAUGCUUAUGGUUCAAAGCAAAAACCAGUUUCUAUUCAUCUACGAAAGUGCAAGAACCAUUUGGAAUUCAAAAUACAACUUGUUUUUGAAUGAACUAGAUACAAGCAGCAACGACGAGUUAAGUUCAAUUGAUGCCAACAAAAGAGACCAAAUAAACAACAUAGACACUCUACUCAGUGAUUAA